AUGCUCAAGUUCGAAGAGGUCCAGAAGCACAACAACAAGGACUCGUGCUGGGUCAUCGUCCACGGCAACGCCUACGACGUCACCGAGUUCCUUCCCGAACACCCCGGUGGAGCCGGCAUCAUUCUCAAGUAUGCCGGCAAGGAUGCCACCGAAGAGUACGACCCCAUCCACCCGCCCGGAACCCUCGAGGAGAACCUGCCCAAGGAAAAGUGCCUCGGCCCCGUAGACCCUUCCACCAUCCAGAAGGAGGAAAAGGUCGAGAAGAAGCGGCUCGCUCCUCAAGACGACGGUGGCGUGCCUCCCCUCUCGCAAUGCCUCAACUUGUACGAUUUCGAGGUGAUCGCCAAGCGCGUGCUCAAGCCCACCGCCUGGGCUUACUACUCGUCGGGUGCCGAUGACGAGGUCACCAUGCGAGAAAACACCUCUGCGUUCGGUCGAAUCUGGUUCCGCCCUCGCAUCCUUCGCGACGUCAGCCACGUCGACUACUCCACCUCCCUGCUCGGUCAGAAAUCCACCCUUCCCGUAUACAUCACCGCCACCGCUCUCGGAAAGCUCGGUCACCCGGAUGGCGAGAAGAACCUCACCGUCGCUGCCGGCAAGGAGGGCAUCAUCCAGAUGAUCCCCACCCUCGCCUCGUGUUCCUUCGACGAGAUCGUCGGCGCGCGCGUCAACGACACCCAGGUGCAGUUCAUGCAGCUCUACGUCAACUCGAACCGCAAGAUUACCGAAAAGAUCAUCCAAAAGGCCGAAGACGCCGGCGUCAAGGGUCUCUUUGUCACCGUCGAUGCACCGCAGCUCGGACGACGCGAGAAGGACAUGAGGAUGAAGUUCGACGACGUCGGCUCGGACCACCAGAACCAGAACAAGGACAAUGUCGAUCGAAGCCAGGGCGCCGCCCGCGCCAUCUCGUCAUUCAUCGACCCAUCGCUCAGCUGGGACGACCUCACCUGGUUGCGAUCCGUCACCAAGAUGCCCAUCGUGCUCAAGGGUGUUCAGACCUGGGAGGACGCCGUACGUGCCGCCGAGCUCGGCCUCUCGGGCGUCGUCCUCUCCAACCACGGCGGUCGACAGCUCGACUUUGCGCGCUCCGGCAUCGAGGUGCUCGGCGAGGUCGUCGACGCGCUGCGCGCGCGCAACCUGUUCCCCAACCCCAUGUUCCAGAUCUUUGUCGACGGCGGCAUCCGUCGCGCCUCCGACGUGCUCAAGGCUGUCGCCAUGGGCGCUACCGCGGUGGGCAUCGGUCGACCGUUCCUGUACGCCUACUCGGCGUACGGCAGCGACGGUGUGGUCCACGCCAUCCAGCUGCUCAAGGCCGAGAUGGAGAUGAACAUGCGAUUGUUGGGUGCACCGACGUUGAAGGACGUCGUGCCGGAGAUGGUGGAUGCGAGGGCGUUGGGGACGCAUGUUAACUUCACGCCGAUUAGUCAUGGUCAUCAGAUUUAUGAGAAGUUGUCGACGGCGGUGGGUAUGCCGAAUGAGCCGACGAACAAGUUGUAA
Molecule: messenger RNA, 1497 nt
Organism: Pseudozyma hubeiensis SY62
Lineage: Eukaryota; Fungi; Basidiomycota; Ustilaginomycetes; Ustilaginales; Ustilaginaceae
Product: L-lactate dehydrogenase
Exons: 1
Coding region: 1-1497 (498 amino acids)
Biological process (GO): lactate metabolic process
Molecular function (GO): L-lactate dehydrogenase (cytochrome) activity; heme binding
Source: RefSeq, a predicted model, not a curated record